CUCUCACGCGUUAAAUUAAGUUAACGAAAUCUAGUGCUAACCUCGAAGAUGCAGUUCACGUCGUCUUGUUUCUGCUAAUGCUGUUAAGCAUUGAUCCGGCUCCAACGGAUAAAUGCUGUCAGUGUGAUCGAUUGGCGUUACAAUUAGAGCCCCGUAAAACAUACCGCAUCUGGCUAGGAAGUAUACCUACAGCGGGUUUCUGACAGCUGUUGGAUUAAAGCCAGUUUGAAUUUCGCUUUGAUAAGGUUGUUUCUGUUCGCGAAGUUAGUAUUGUGGCGUGUUAAUAAAUACUGGAGGUCCAGAACUAACGACAUGAUAAUGGAGCCGCAACGAAAGGCUUUCCGUUGGCCCAUUUUUAAGAUUGAUACUUGGGCGUACCAAGAGAUUCUGAUGGAAGCCAUCGUGGUGCUGUGGUUCGCCAUCCAGAUUUCGUUCAAAUUCGGCUUACGAGUCCUUCCGGAUUGGCAAACGAGUCGUGUCGAUCCUAGCGUGCAUGCCGGUUUGGAUUGGCUAUUGGAUCUAAUCGGAAUCAAACUGAGCGGAUGCGCGUGGGAUGAUAUUGUUGCCAUAUGGAUGGAAACCUCGGCCCUCAACGCAUCCGGUUUCCAUACAACAUCAAUCGGCUUAAAUUCGACGCACUCGCCCUACUCACUGUUCGCGUACGCCGGCGCCAUAGCCACCGUGUGCGCCACCGCCCUUUUGGGAGUAUCGGUGGCCGUGUGUCUACUGUUUAAUCUCCAUUGGAAAUCACCUCCGAACCCAAAACAUGACGUUAUACCUUUUUGGCACGGUAGCUUGAAUUACUUGUCCCUCCUCGGUUACGCCAAAUGGCUCCAGCCACAUGCCAGUACUUGUUGGCCAAGCAUCUGGCGUGCUCAGUUCAUGCUGGUCCUGUUGGUUAUGCUGAUGGGUUGGAUCGUCGCCAUCGGUAUUUUGCUGUUGUGGACAGUUGCUUAUGUGCUGGUAGUGGUUUCUGCCAUGGGCGUGGUGGCUGCGGUGUCGAUCGGUGUCAUGGGCGUGCAGGCUGUGUACCCGUGCUGUGUUUUUCUAACCUGCUUCUUAGCCUUGCACUGUACCGGAAGAAUUUGGGGAUUGUGGAUGGAUCAGACAUACUCCGACUGGUUAUGCAGAAAAAUCAGAAAAGGAAGCUCAUAUCAAUCGUUUACGAAGACUUCAAUACCGGAAACCAGCCUCAUGAUUCCCGAUGGGAAAUUUUCACGACCGGCCACCGCCAGCACCGAUGAAACGUCGUAUGCAGCGGUUGUCGGAUGUUUCGUUGGCUGCAUCGCGGUAGCUUGGAACAUAUAUCACGUCUUCGUGGGAUCGCACACCUUUGCGGCCACGGCGAACUACUUGGGUCUGCCCACCUGGGCAUACUGGAUAAGUGGAAAUGGUAGCGCCUGCUCCGCUACGGGUAUUACUGCCACUGGUUUAGGCUAUAGUGGUGCCAUGUGGUCGUACUGGGAGGACAUGCUCUUAUUGCCCUUUGCCCGGAAACGGGGCAUUCUUCUCGUAAAUUAUCCGGCACCAUCGAGUUGGGGAGCGUCCUUGGUAUUCCAAAUCUGGACCGUGUUCAUUAUGAUCGGCAGCAUGACUCCGUUACUCGCCAUGGUGCUCUCCGUAUUUGGUGUGGUUGGUUGGAUGCUCUUCUAUGGUCCUAAAUACAUCGAACUGCUCCUGGCAACCAGAUUCUGGGAAAGCGAAAAGGGGUAUAGUCAGGAGCACGGUACGACUGGCGAUCCGCCGCCAUAUACCGCCAUAAGCCAACCUCCGGAAAUCAAAAGCGAUGCGGAAAAUAAAGGUCAAGGUUCCCUUCCACUCGUUCCCGCCGGCAGUCAGCCUUCCUGUCAGCGCUGCAGCGUUGCACGCCAUGUCCUAGUGUUUAUGCGCCAAAUGAUGUGCUGGGUCUGGCUUCCUUUUCCAGCUACGCAGUUUUUCAUGGGAGAAAAGCUCCAGUUACCGGGCAUGUUGGUUCUGCUGACUAUCUAUCUCCUGUGGAUCUUUGUGCAUUUGAUUAAGGAGACGAAGAUGCCGGUGGAAGAAAAUACACUGGAUGUGACAUACCAGCCCAGUACCGACGGUGCUGGGAAGAAGAUCACUCUGCAUAUCAGUGGUCACGGGGGCAGUGGAAAGCAGUUGAGUGUGGAGACGAUUGGCCUGCCAAAAGGAGCCGUGAAGGCGGUCCAAAGUCCGUGUGAGCUGUGGGAAUGGGAAAAAGACCGGAUUGUUAUUACUAUCGAUAGGAACGCACUGUAAACUCGGUAAAAUUAAAUUAUCAGACAUAUGCUUUAACCGUAAAUGUACGACAAUUCGCUGAAAUGAUUCGCAGAUUUAUUUUCGUGUGGCAUUGUAAUGGUAAGUAUCGUCACUAUGGCGUCUGAUUUGUGAGCCAAACAGGCGAAUUUGCGCUACAGGAUGUAGUGUACGUUCUUUAUAGUUAUAAGAAGUUUAACCUUUUUUGGAAUAAUCCAACGUUUUCACUACUCAUUUUCGGUUUUUAUUAUUCACUGUAAUUCACCUAACGGUGCAGUUGGAAGGUUUGUUCGCUUUUACUCGUAAUCGAAAGUCCCGUUAUACAGUCGCUAACGAUACAGGAUGUUUGUUUAUUUAUGCUUCUGAGUCUAGAUUUCCAUCGUUAUAAUAAAUG
Paramacrobiotus metropolitanus is the source of this 2647-nucleotide messenger RNA. RefSeq lists its product as uncharacterized. NCBI's taxonomy places the organism in Eukaryota, Metazoa, Tardigrada, Eutardigrada, Parachela, Macrobiotidae. Bases 313 to 2256 code for a protein of 647 amino acids. The record is from RefSeq and is a predicted model, not a curated record. The transcript has 5 exons.